Temnothorax curvispinosus is the source of this 1067-nucleotide messenger RNA. Its product is annotated as probable chitinase 10. Gene Ontology annotation, biological process: chitin catabolic process; carbohydrate metabolic process. The annotation marks the transcript as partial. The record is from RefSeq and is a predicted model, not a curated record. NCBI's taxonomy places the organism in Eukaryota, Metazoa, Arthropoda, Insecta, Hymenoptera, Formicidae. The transcript has 4 exons. Gene Ontology annotation, cellular component: extracellular region. Gene Ontology annotation, molecular function: chitin binding; chitinase activity.
ACGACUUCAACAACAGAUGCGGCUGCGAGCCUAAUCCGCUAUUGAGAACAAUGAAUCGAGUUUUAAGGAAUUAUCCGAAGGGCCCGCUGUGUCCCAUUACAGAAGGUACAGGAGCGGUUACAACGUGGACCGUCAAGCCCACACAAGCGAUACAGACGACUACAACAGUGGAUCGCGACAGUUCCGGCGAGUUUAAAGUCAUCUGCUAUUUCACUAACUGGGCCUGGUAUCGGCAAGAGGGUGGCAGAUUUGUAUUUGAUAUAGACUCCGAUCUCUGUACCCAUGUGCUUUACGGAUUCUCCGUGCUAGACGGUAGUAGCUUAACGAUGAAAUCCGACGAUCCCAGGUUCGAUAUAGACAACAAGUUUUACGAAAGGGUGGCGGCGUUCAAGGCAAAGGGUCUGAAAGUGCUGAUGGCACUGGGAGGCUGGAACGAUUCGGCCGGCGACAAAUACAGUAGACUGGUAAACUCGCCGUCGGCUAGGCGAAGAUUUAUCACGCAAGUUCUUGACUUCAUCAAGAAGUAUGGUUUCGAGGGUCUCGAUCUCGAUUGGAAAUAUCCGGUAUGCUGGCAAGCGGACUGCAACAAGGGCCCGGAGUCUGACAAGCAAAGCUUCGCUGAGCUGGUUAAGGAACUGAGUAACAAGUUUAAGCCUCGAAAAUUACUUCUCUCUGCGGCAGUAUCGCCAAGCAAGAGAGUGAUCGACGUGGGAUACGACGUUCCUAUCCUGUCCAAAUACCUGGACUGGAUAUCCGUGAUGACGUACGACUUCCAUGGUCAAUGGGACAAAAAGACUGGCCACGUAGCACCGCUGUAUUCUUUACCGAAUGACUGGAAACCGACAUUUAAUGCCAACUUUUCGAUCCAUUAUUGGAUAGAGAAAGGUGCAAAUCCGAAAAAGUUGAUCAUGGGCACCCCAUUGUACGGCCGAUCAUUUUCACUUGCGGCGAGUAGCGUACACGGAUUAAACGCGCCAACCUAUGGCGGCGGCGAAGCUGGAGAGGCGACCAAUGCAACAGGCUUCUUGUCAUAUUACGAGAUAUGUGAAAGAACGUUGAAGAAGGGA